AUGUCGCGCCGCUCGCGCCGCGGUGCCGCCAACGAUGCGGCGGGCGCGGGUCUUGCGCCCGAGGGCUCCCUUCCCGUCGACGGCUCCUGGCGCAUGGUCGAGGGCGAGCACGACAGCUUCGACACCACCAUCCUGCCCUCGUCGCUGCCCGCCGACGACGACGACGACAUUCUGAUGCCCCUGUCGAGUGGCCAGCCGUCCUCGGGCUUCCCCUCACAGCUCUCUACCGGCGGCGGCGGCGCGGGCUCGUCAUCGCAGUCGCAGCCCGGCGGCGCGGCCUCCCAGGACAGCAUCCGCGACUUUGCCAAGCACCAGGAUGACGAGCAGGUUAUCUUGCGCGAGCCGUUCCGCCCCAGCAUGGUGGUGUCGCGGCGCAGCAGCGCGCAGGGCAGCGGCAUCACGUAUCGCACGCCCGAGCCGCAGUUUCGCAUGCCCAUGGUGGACGUGGUGGGCAAUGGCGGGAGGAGCAGCAGCGGCAACAGCUCGCGCACCAUUCGCCCUUACGGCUGGGCUGCUGCCGCCGCCGACGAGGACGAUGCGACCGACGACAGGUCGUUGCGCCGCCGCGCAAAGGGCGCUUCAUCCCUCGGCAGCCCGUCGUCAAAGAGCAGGACGGCGGGGGCGCGUCGCCGCGGCGCCAGGAGGGAUUCCUUUGACGUGCAUGACGACUUGGACCACAAGGCGGCCAGGCACCGCCGUGGUAGCCGCACGCAAGAAGGCGGCGGCACCCUCGAGGCGAUUAAGAGACACCUGCUCGCCGCGCUCCCAUCCACCGUCUACAGACUGCUCCUCUGGGCCGGCGAGGUGGUGCUCAUCGCCAUGAACUACGCAAAGUACCCGCUCGGCGCCCUGCUCGCCGUCUAUCUCGUCUUUGGCGGGCUCAUCGUCGCGCAGAACAUGGCCACACGUUCGCUCUACGCGGCCGUCUCGCCUGUGUGCCGCGUCCCCGGCGCCUCGCUGCUCGGCCUGCCGUUUUGUCCGCCCUCGUCGUCAUCAUCAUCGGCGUCGUUUCCCUUAUUCCCCAACGGCACAGCCAAGCCCCACCAAAACGUCGAGUUCGACGACCUCAUGGGCGUGCAGUCCAAGUUCGAGCAGGUGCUCGAGAAGAGCGCCGACGGCGUCUCGCUCCCCUUUGAGAUGAAGCGCUCCGAGGCGGCGGUGCGCGACCUCCGCAGCCUCGUGCGCCACAGCGAUAUCCAGGCGCGCGGCGAGCUGGUGCUCGAGUUCGACGGCUACAUCGACACGGCGCGCCGCGCCGCUUCGGACCUGCAAAAGUUCAACACGCACGUCGGCUCCGCCGUCGACGCCGUCAUCUCCAUCAACCGCUGGACGUCGCGCUACAUCGACUCCCUGUCGCCCGAGGCGCUCGACGGCGCGCCCUCGGCCCUCUCCGAGUGGGCUGCCUGGUUCUUCUACCCCUUCCAGCCCGCCACGGCCGACGACGAGCCGUUCAGCGAGCGCGCCAUCCUCGACAAGUAUAUUGAGCACACGGCGCUCGUGUCGGACCGCAUCGCCGCGCUCAUCCUCGAGGCGCAGGGCAUCCUCCGCCUCCUGACAAAAGCCGAGGACCACCUCUCGCUCAUCUACGACAUCACGUCGCGCUCCUCAUCCAGCAUCGCCUCGCGCCGCGACGAGAUCCUCUGGACCGUCUGGACCCUCGUCGGCGCCAACUCGAAGCGCCUCCACAACCUCGCCCAGCAGCUCACCCUUCUGCGCCAGGUCGACGCCCAGCGCUCCUCGGCCGUCGAGCAGGUCAGCGCCCUGAUCCUCGAGCUCGAGGGCAUCCAGGCCGGCCUCGGGGACCUGCGCGACCGCGUCGCCGACCCGGAGCUGGCCGCCGUCGCGGGCACGAGCACCGCCGCGCCGCGCAUCCCCCUGAGCGUGCACAUCGAGACCAUCGACCGCGGCGUCGAGCGCCUGCAGGGCGCGCGCGCGAGGCUGCGCGUCGCGGAGGAUGAGCGCGUGAGGGACGCCAUGGCGAGGGGCGGUAUCAAGAGCGACGAGGACCGCCUCAUUGACGCGCGCGGACGCUGA
Molecule: messenger RNA, 2034 nt
Organism: Purpureocillium lilacinum
Lineage: Eukaryota; Fungi; Ascomycota; Sordariomycetes; Hypocreales; Ophiocordycipitaceae
Source: RefSeq, a predicted model, not a curated record